Molecule: messenger RNA, 4003 nt
Organism: Centropristis striata (black sea bass)
Lineage: Eukaryota; Metazoa; Chordata; Actinopteri; Perciformes; Serranidae
Gene: homer1b
Product: homer scaffold protein 1b
Exons: 10
Coding region: 468-1559 (363 amino acids)
Biological process (GO): G protein-coupled glutamate receptor signaling pathway; regulation of store-operated calcium entry
Cellular component (GO): postsynaptic density; dendrite; plasma membrane
Molecular function (GO): G protein-coupled glutamate receptor binding
Source: RefSeq, a predicted model, not a curated record
ACAAGAUCUACUGUAGGUUUAGUGUUAGAGCCACAUCAGAAAUCGGCUUUAUUACAGAGAUGCACUGUUCAGGCAGCGGGACUUCUCCACCCUUCCAGCGAGGAUCUGUAAUUUACACGACAACAGCAGGGCGCCUGUCGGAUCUCCAUUGGACUCUGCGCUGGAUCUCCCACAGCUCCACUGCUGCUGCUUCUGCCGCUGCUGCCGCUGCUCCAUCACCAAACCCUCACCGCCAAAAGAGGAGCAGAAGACGGUCUGGUUUCCGUGCCAUGUGCAGAACGACAUGUAUGUGUGAUUUCAUGCGGUGACAGCAGAGGGGAAUGGACCAGUUGUCAUCAAAUUCCUGCAGACGCACCGACGGUGAUACACUGAGAGCUGUCGUUUAGAGAGAAGACCUUCAUACGCAGCAGCCAAUCCGAGAGAAACGUUUUUUUUAUUGCCUGUGAAAAGGAUCAGAGAUCGCUUCCAUGUCUACCAUAACAAUGGGGGAGCAGCCCAUCUACAGCACGAGGGCCCACGUCUUCCAGAUCGACCCCAACACCAAGAAGAACUGGCUGCCCACGAGCAAGCACGCUGUCACUGUCUCCUACUUCUAUGACAGUACGCGUAAUGUGUACCGCAUCAUCAGCUUGGAUGGCACCAAGGCAAUAAUCAACAGCACCAUCAGUCCCAACAUGACGUUCACAAAGACCUCACAGAAGUUUGGCCAGUGGGCGGACAGUCGAGCUAACACCGUCUAUGGGCUGGGAUUCUCCACCGAGCAUCAUCUCGCCAAGUUUGCAGAGAAGUUUGCAGAGUAUAAAGAAGCAGCACGGCUCGCUAAAGAGAAGAGUCAAGAAAAGAUGGAGAUGGCCACGUCUCCCUCUCAGGAGUCUCCAGGAGGCGAGCUCUCGUCACCUUUGACCCCGGUGACUCCGCCCAUGGAAAACAUCAACGGCACAGACGACAUCUGUGACACAACUCCCAACUCAGACAGCCGUCCAGAGCCAUCUCAGAACGCACUGGCCUUCGCACACAGCCCCGCCAUGACAAAACACUGGGAGGCUGAGCUGGAGGCACUAAAGGGGAACAAUGCCAAGCUAACGGCAGCUCUGCUAGAGUCCACAGCCAACGUCAAACAGUGGAAACAACAACUGGCUGCCUACCAGGAGGAGGCUGAGAGACUACACAAACGGGUGACAGAGCUCGAGUGCCAGAGCAACCAAACCCCAGUGAUCAAAUCACAGAAGACCGAACUCAACCAAACCAUAGAGGAACUGGAGAACACGCUAAGGGAUAAGGAAGAGGAAAUGGAAAAGUUGAAAGAGGAAAUGGAGAAUAUGAAUGACCUGAUGGAGCAGAAAGACACCCUUACGCAGAAACUUGAGGAGACGGAGCUGCGCAGUCGGGUGCUGGAGGAGCAGUUGGCGGGGGCCGAGCAGCGGAUGGAGGAGAACCAGGAGGAGCAAGAGAAUUUCAGAAAGAGCCUGCGGACGCUGCUGGAGCUGCUGGACGGCAAGAUCUUUGAGCUGACGGAGCUCAGAGACACCUUGGCUCGGCUCAUAGAGGAGGCCAGCUAGAGACGGAGCUGCCUAAUCUUCACAGACAGAGCCAUAUGAUAAUUUACACCCUGACACCACCCCCCCCAACUCACCCACACCCAAUCCACCCACCUUCCUUCCUUCUUCACCACACACACAUUUAAACUGAGACACUACACUGCCCCCAAUUCUGAUUUUGCUCAAAAAAGGGCAGCUAACAUCCAACCGCAGGCACUCCUGUAGUUCAAGACAACGCAGGAACUACCUCAUCUUGCCUUCUGAUUGGCUGGUGUAGGAGUGACCUCGGUUGAAUUGAUCUCCCCACAAGUAGAGAUGCCUGUUGUGGCAACUGCCCCCUAAAUCCACCCACUCACCCACACACUCUCAAAGAGUUAACUUGAGAUCUGUGCCUCAGUGCCAUCUGCUGUUUGACCGGGAGAGCUGCAGCACAGCUUGGAGCAUCACAACAACACACACACACACAAACACACCCCUCUCUUUCUUCCUCUCUAAACUGCCCCCCCAAGGGGAAUGUUGAAAGUCAUGUGGAAAUAAUUGCUGUUAAGACUCAGAGAACUGCGCCAAAGCUGCCAAAUCCCCCCAAAAUAUUGUCCUCUAACUAGCAGAUGCUUUGAUCCAAAGUGACUUACUGUACAGAGAAGUACUGAACAGAGAGUCCUAUGUUUGGGCUCGGGCUGCCAGUGGAGUGUCACUGGAAUUAAAGGACGGCUCUCAACAAGCCAGUCAGUCUUACCUAUUGGCCAGGACACACAGGGCUGCUGGGAAAGUCUACUAAUCCAAAAUGACUGCUGUAAAUUCACACCCUAUUAAAAAUCCAACAUGAUAGAUGAGUAUUGAAUCUUCCAGAGCCGUUGCUUGUGCCACACCGAAAUUUUAGAGGGCCCGUCUUAGAUUCAUGAGAGUUCAUGUAUCCAGACUGCUUCCACCGUCACAGACACCUGACCUGUCUUCCUGCCAAACUCAGUGUGGUGUGUGUUCCCCAACAAGGCCUGACCUUUGACAUAACGUGUGCCUUCAAAGCACAUAUGCGUGGACACAUGUUUGUAUAUAAAAUAUGUGUGUGUGAUUUGUGCUGUGAGAGAAAGACCCUGUUUUUGGACAUCAAGGCCAACACACACUGAGCAAUACCAGACAGGCUCUAUACGACACCUCAUCUAACUAUCUAUCAGGUACUCUACUCAGUGGACUCAUGCAGAUAGGUCAAAUGCAACUCAGCCGAUCCCCCCCCAACCCCCAAAGCCCUCCCCUCCCACCUCCCUCCCAUGUCCGACAGAAAGUGAACUACUGUUGACCGCGAAACCUGUGUGGCAGCCGUGUCUGUGGUCGAAGUAGUGCAUCGUGAAGGGCUUCUAGAGUGUCAUCUACGUGUUCGUAAAUCUCCACCCUCAGUGAAACUGGCCGCAGAUUUUCACUCCUCACGGGUGAAUACAGAACUGUACUCAGUUUCUAUUCUUUUUUACACAGGAUAUAACACUGAUGAUAUAAUUAUACAACUGUAUACGACAACUUUCUACUCAUGACAUUGUAAAUGAAUGGAUGAAAAUGCAGUAACGCCCUGCAGUGGCUUAUUGUCGUGUAUUAACCCACGGAAAAGUAUUGCAUAGUUAUUAUAGAGUAUCUAGUCUGUAGGUAAACAAUGAAAACCUCUUCAAUAUAUAUUCAAAUGCGUAACAACACAAUGUAAACACAUAGUGUUAAACGUUAUGUACCAAAACGUACUUCUGAAGCAGCUCCUGUACCAGUAAAAUCCAAAACUGUCUCUUAAAAUCUCUUUCUUUAAACACACAAAAUUUCUCAACAUCCUCACAUGAAAUGCUGCUUAUGUUACCUUUUAAUUGAGCACCCUGUUUGCACUGUGUUAUUACACUGUUGUAACUACAUUAUAUAUCAAGAGAUUUGCAUUAAAUAUUAGCACAGCAUAAUUCUGUACGUAGAUCAUUGUAGUUAGUUACACCGGUUAAUACACUGGAAUAAGACCCAUGUAAAGGAAGUUACCCAAUUUUUUUUUUCUGGUUUAACUUUGACAGUCGAAUGACAGACAUGGAAAACCUUGAUAUUAAUGCUAUUGUUAAUGAAUGCCUUUGUACAGUAGUGGAUAAGAAGCUUUUCAUUCUCCUGUUUUGUAACUUAUGGUAUUUAAAUGUAGGUAUUAUUAUUAAUGUAUUUAGAGGUAUGAGAAGACUGGCAAUAUUUUUGACUAUUUAAAGUAAUUUUGAACUCAUGAUAUUAAAGAGGUACCUCAGGCUAAUGAUGUUCGUAGAUUGGUGAGACUUGUGUGUGUUUGCAGGUGAAAGGAUUUGCCAAAUGCUGGUGAAAAAAUGAUCAGCAGACACACCUGUUGGUGCUUCAGCCAAACUGAAUCAUUUGUUGAAUUCAAACAAAGACAGCCCUACCAGGCUGAGAACACACCUCUGUGAACUGAGAAAUGCUAUGUUUUAUAUUCAAAUACAGUGGCAGCAGAA